Molecule: messenger RNA, 2847 nt
Organism: Rosa rugosa (rugosa rose)
Lineage: Eukaryota; Viridiplantae; Streptophyta; Magnoliopsida; Rosales; Rosaceae
Product: probable helicase MAGATAMA 3
Exons: 20
Coding region: 36-2522 (828 amino acids)
Molecular function (GO): ATP hydrolysis activity; helicase activity
Source: RefSeq, a predicted model, not a curated record
CCCUGAGAGUGUGUGUGGGCUAAACCCUUCCGGCAAUGGCUGUGGAGAUAGACAAGCUUCUCCACGAUGAAGCUGCUUGCAUAGCCCGUUUUUACCGGAUUAUUCUCAGUUGGGACUUCUUCCGCAUAACCCAGGAAGCCGACAAAAGAAAUAAGGACAAGGAAAAGAUAGAUGAGAGCUUGGGAUUUGGACAAGUCAAGGACAGUUACGCAGACGUUGAUGACUAUAUCUCUACUUACGAGCCUCUUAUUUUCGAAGAAAUCAAAGCUGAGAUUGCUUCCAACAAGGAUCAGUUGGGAACAGGCAAGACAACCUGUGUGAAGGAAUGCAAGGAAGAGGAUGGGUUUUACAUGGCUACUGUUUUUGUUGACUUGGAUGGUGGCCAUGAUGAACAGACAAAAGUGAAGCCCAAUGAUCUUUUUCUGUUGUCGAAACCACUUUGGUCCAAACAAACGGUUCCAGAGGAGAAUUCUUAUAAGAAAUACGCAUUUGCAUUGGUGGAAAGUCGCACAAAAGAAUCUAUAAAGCUUAGAAUGUAUUUGGCUGGAGAAGUCAGAGACUUGAAUACAGAUGCAAUUCAAUAUUGUCCGAGGCUGGCACAAGUGCGGUCAUUGGUUACUUCUAAUGGUGAAGGAGACAGGCUUUUUGAUGUUACAAAGAUUUGCAGUUUAUCUACUACUGCUCGUGAAUAUAUAGCUUUGCGGUCAAUUGGUUCUGUCCCUUUUAAGGAUUUGAUACUUGCACCUUCUGAGAAAAAUCUUGAUGCAGAAGACCAAGCCUGGAAAGUUUCUGGACCUCUUGAGGAAUAUAUAAAAGACAAUCUUAAUGAAUCUCAACAAAAAGCCAUACAGGCCGGUCUAUCACGAAAACCAUUCAUCCUGAUACAGGGUCCUCCAGGAACAGGAAAGACACAGACUAUCCUUGCGCUUCUUAGUGCCAUUCUGCAUGCUACUCCUGCAAGAGUAAAAGCCAGGGUUGCACUGCUAGACAUAAAGCAUCAGCAGAAGUUAUCUAUUCAGGAGAAAUUCAAUCAUUGGCAACUAGCGUCUCCCUGGCUUAGUGGUAGCAACCCUAGAGAGAAAACAAUGCCUGUUAAUGGCGAUGAUGGUUUUUUUCCAACCACUGGAAAUGAGUUAAAACCAGAAGUAGUCAGUUCUACCCGUAAAUAUCGUGUACGUGUCCUUGUCUGUGCUCCUUCAAACUCUGCACUCGAUGAGAUUGUAUUGCGUGUUAUGAACAAUGGUGUGCGGGAUGAAAGUGACCGUUCAUAUAGUCCCAAAAUUGUGCGGAUUGGGGUCAAGGAACAUCAUUCUAUCCGAUCUGUCUCCAUAAAUGAGCUGGUACAAAGAAAGAAAGGAAGCAUGGGGGGUGCUAAACUAGAUGGAGGUGAUGAAGCACUUCGAGCUGUAAUUUUGGAGGAGGCCAUAAUUGUCUUCUCGACCCUCAGUAGCAGUGGUUCAGCCCAUUUCGGUAAAUUUGAUCGUGGUUUUGAUGUUGUUAUAAUAGAUGAAGCUGCACAGGCUGUUGAACCCGCGACUCUUGUUCCAUUGGCGAAUGGAUGCAAACAAGUAUUUCUGAUAGGUGACCCUGUUCAACUGCCCGCUACUGUAAAGUCUCCCAUUGCUGUGAAAUUUGGGUAUGGAAGGAGUAUGUUCGAGAGAUUUCAGCGGGCUGGAUAUCCAGUGACCAUGCUGAAGAUGCAGUAUCGUAUGCAUCCAGAGAUCAGAAGCUUUCCUUCUGGAGAGUUUUAUGCAGACUCAUUGGAAGAUGGUCCUAAUAUCAGAGAGCAGACAAAGCGUUCAUGGCAUGAGUAUAGCUGCUUUGGACCAUUUUGCUUCUUUGACUUGCAUGAAGGGAAAUCAGUCAAGCCUCAGGCAAGUGGAUCUUGGGUGAAUGCUGAUGAGGUUGAAUUUGUCUUGAACUUGUAUCACAAGUUGGUGAGCCGAUAUCCAGAGCUUAAAUCUAGUAAUAAGUUUGCAAUUAUAACUACUUACCGUGCACAAGUAGAUCUCUUGAAAGAACGUUUCAAAAGUACUUUCGGAGUGGACUCUGAGAAAGAAGUGGAAAUCACUACUGUUGAUGGUUGCCAGGGACGUGAAAAGGAGGUUGCAAUAUUUUCUUGUGUCAGGGCAAGCAAGGAAGGAGGAAUUGGGUUUGUGGAAGAUUUUCGGCGAAUGAAUGUUGGGAUUACUAGAGCAAAAGCAUCUAUCCUGGUGGUUGGAUCUGCAUCAACAUUGAGGAGGAGUGAUAGCCAUUGGAAUAACCUAGUGGAAAGCGCUGAAAAGAGACAAUGCUUAAUUAAGGUUUCGAAGCCAUAUACCGCGUUUUUCAGUGAUGAGAGUCUGGAAUCUAUGAGAACCAAGGAAGAAAUCAUGCCAAGCGAGGAAGUUCAAAAUGAUGAAUUAGAUUACAGCAUGCCUACCUACACUGUUGGGGAUGCUGAUGAAGUGCAGGGAGAUGACAAUGGCUAUGGUGACGGGGACGAGAUGGACAUGGAUGAUGGAGGUUUUGGAGAUGACUGAGUCCACGUGUUGCUUGGUUAGUGUUUCAUGAUCAGGCUAGGCAGCUUGUUCUGUAGGCCUUGACUUCUGUCAGCCACUAAGAUGCUUCAACACCCACUAUACUUUUGUACAGCAAUUGACAUGGUCAGCAAUUCUAAUUUCCAAAAAUCCUGUCUUCUUUGGACUUCGUCCUGCCAGUUAACUUACAAAUGAAAAAAGAAAAAACAAAGACUUCAUAGAUACAACGCCAACGCUGAAUGUUUAAACACAAUGUUCUUACAUAAAUAUAGAUGAGAUUCGCCACAUUUAUUAUUGAUAGACUGAUUGAUUGUGUGUUCUGGUUCCA